Molecule: messenger RNA, 1460 nt
Organism: Sitodiplosis mosellana (orange wheat blossom midge)
Lineage: Eukaryota; Metazoa; Arthropoda; Insecta; Diptera; Cecidomyiidae
Exons: 4
Coding region: 296-1354 (352 amino acids)
Source: RefSeq, a predicted model, not a curated record
UCAUUUCAUUUUUUGUGCGUAUGCUUACGCUUUUAGCUUGUUUUCUUCUGGGAUUCUGAAGCACUUCCGUGUUUGUUGUUAUUUUUGUUGAACUGUAAACAUUUUCACUUUUCAAAACUUUCAGCUCGUGCAAAUAAGAUGGGUUUCGUAUGCAUUUAUUCUGCAUGUAAGCGCAGUGCUGGUGCAUAUACUCAAGUGCAAACUUGUGCCAUCAUUCAUUUCAUAGUUUACUUCCGUAGUUAAUUUUCAAGUGGUUUAAGCCCAAAUUUCUAGUUCAGUUCCAACCGAAGAAAAAAUGAAACAUUUCUCAAUUGUUUGGUAUUUGAUUGUAUGUUCAUCUGCUUGGAAUUUGGCUACAUACGAUGAUACUGGCCUGCACUUCAUCACCAAUAACAAUGAUUACGACAUUGUACAUGUGUCUUUGUUUUAUGUUCGCUCAUUUUUGACCAUUCGCAGUCGUGGAAACUCAACAGAUCAUCAAAUAACAAUAAUCGAAUCAACGUGGCCAGAAAAUCUGCUGCCGAUUCAAUCGCGAGUAUUCCCGAACGAUUUAUCAUAUGCAAAAACGCAAUCAAAUUGUAACGGCAUUGUGAAAACCAUGCAAACAGCCGUCGAUCGGAAAAAUGGUCUAUUGUGGUUAUUGGACAAUGGCUCGAAGUAUUGCAUACCAAAACUGAUUGUGUUUGAUUUGCUACGGGGUAAUAAUGAGGUUCAUCGAUACGUAUUCAAGAGGUUGAAAUGCGAUUCACUGAAAUCCAUACAGUUGUACGCAAAGGAAGGCAUCGAAUAUGCUUUAAUUUUGCUUCAUCGAUCCAGAUUCCUCAUUCAAUACUCCAUGUCAAGUAUUCGCCCGAAAAAAUUGACUUUGAUCAUUCCGACCAGAAACGGUGGUGCUUAUGACGUGUUGAUACCAGCAGAAAUUACGAUGAAAGGUGACGAUGAGCUGGUGAUCAGCGAUUAUUCGAAUGGCCUAUGGUUUGCAAAUUUGAACAAAAUCAAACACAAUAUUCGAAAUAAGGAUAUUGAACUAUUUGUCGAAGUGAAAUAUUUGGGCUCAUUGCUGGGCAAUGCCAAGGCACUCACUGUUCCGCCCGUUUUUGAUGAUGAAACCAACCAAUAUCUGUAUUAUUAUCUGCCACGCGACGGUGCUGUGUUAAGAUGGAACUUCCGAUUCCCAUUGCAAGCAGAAGGGCAUGAAGUGCUGUAUUUUGCAAAAUCAUCGAUUGUUCAAAUUGUAUUCGGUGCAAAGGGCUCAGUUUGGAUAGUAUACGAGCACGCAGAUGAAUUGGGCGAUCAUUGUCGGCGCAUUUUGAAUUUCUUGCCAUUCAAUGGAUCUCGACUUCUUCUUUCAUAAGCUCCCAGCAAAAUAAUAACAAUAACCGUGAUAACAUUUCAUUGAAGUUGAAGAAUUAAACGCAAAAUAAAAAGAGUACUGUUUACUUUUAUUUCUUGAAGAUAAA